This is a messenger RNA of Penicillium brevicompactum, 882 nucleotides long. Its product is annotated as prephenate dehydratase PHA2. Gene Ontology annotation, cellular component: cytoplasm. Gene Ontology annotation, molecular function: chorismate mutase activity; prephenate dehydratase activity. The transcript has 3 exons. Gene Ontology annotation, biological process: L-phenylalanine biosynthetic process. Lineage: Eukaryota; Fungi; Ascomycota; Eurotiomycetes; Eurotiales; Aspergillaceae. Bases 1 to 882 code for a protein of 293 amino acids. The record is from RefSeq and is a predicted model, not a curated record.
AUGGCUUUGAGAGUAGCAUUCCUGGGGCCGCUGGCGUCCUUCUCGCACCAGGCCGCCGCUGAAUCAUUCGGCCGACUUUCCGCAGAUCUCCAGCCCAAGAGCUCGUUCAACGACGCAUUUGCCGCCCUCCAGCAGAACCAAGCUGAUUUCGCCGUCAUCCCGUGCGAGAACUCGACCAAUGGCUCCGUCGUCCAGACACUAGAUCUCCUGGCAGACCGGGACAACUCAUAUCCGGACGUCAAGGUCUGUGGUGAAUACUACCUCACUGUUCACCACUGCCUGCUCACGCGGAAAGGCUUAUAUCCCAGCUGGGCUGAGUACGAUGGCUCGAUAACAAAGCUGUACACGCAUCCCCAGGCGUGGGGACAAUGCGAGACUUUCCUCGGAAAGUACUUCAAAGGAGUCGAGAGACAAGAUGUUUCCUCUACUUCCAAAGGCGGCGAGAUCGUCUCGAAGGACUUCGAAGAGCGUGGUGGAGCAAUCGCUAGUCGCUUUGCCGCGGAGCAUCACGGUACAGACGUGUUAGUCGAGAACAUCGAAGACCGUGCUGAUAACACGACGCGCUUCUUGAUUUUGAGAAACGGAUGCGCGCUUGAGACCACCCACAAGACUUUGGUCUCCUUCUUGAUCGAUCAUGCUUCUCCCGGUGCCUUAGCCAAUGCGCUGCUCAUCUUCAAGAAGCACGGUUUGAACUUGACCAGCAUUAACACAAGGCCAAGCUUGAAGAAGCCUUGGCAGUAUAUCUUCUUUGUUGAAUGUGGGAGGACGCCUUCAGAGGAGAACAAGGAUGCUGUUCACAGGGCUCUCAUUGAACUAAGAGAAGUGACCGAGUCAUGCAGAGACCUGGGAACUUGGAAAGACCAGUUGAGUGCAAAUGCUUAG